This is a messenger RNA of Ictalurus punctatus (channel catfish), 8056 nucleotides long. RefSeq names its product C-terminal binding protein 2a (gene ctbp2a). The coding region runs from base 3491 to 6775 and encodes 1094 amino acids. Gene Ontology annotation, molecular function: NAD binding; transcription corepressor activity; oxidoreductase activity, acting on the CH-OH group of donors, NAD or NADP as acceptor. NCBI's taxonomy places the organism in Eukaryota, Metazoa, Chordata, Actinopteri, Siluriformes, Ictaluridae. The transcript is spliced from 10 exons. The record is from RefSeq and is a predicted model, not a curated record.
AUUUGUUGUUUUGACAUCCCAAAUGUCUUACUGCACUUCACGAUGCCAGUUAGCAGUGCGGGUAUGAGAGUUCGAUGAUGAAACCCCAUGAAUCUUUUUUGAAAGCUUUUCCACUUUCUCUACUAUUCUAAUUAUAGUAUAAUGAUCUCCACAUGACACACUCCUUUUCGGAGUAAAACAAUCAAACUUUAGGAAUACUUUCCAUGUGCCUGUGAAACACUAUAACGGUUUGGCACAUUUUAAAUGCCUUUUUAAAUGCCUGAUUUUAUGAACAUAUAAACAAUAUACUUGACCACUGAUCCUCCCCACUAUGUGAGUACUGGAUUAGGUCUGACUAAGCACAAUGUUUUUUUUUCUUUCUUUCUCCUCUGUGCACAGAACAAUUAAGCCUCUAGUUUAGAAAUGUGCCUCCUGAGGCAAAGUCCGCUCCAGGAAUGGAGAAGGAAAUGUAGUGAGAUUAAUUAUGCUUAGACAUGUAAACAUGUAACACAAAUCACUACAUCCUAUAUUUUAAAUGUUCUCCAUUAACAGGCACAGUUUUGCAUGAAGAGUAGUCAGGGUGUAGUUCUGCUGAAGUAAGUACCUAUACGUUUGAAAUUUAUGUCUACAAUACGUAGGGUAAAAAUCUGUCACCACUAUAGCAUGCUGUGAAGAAGAACUGUAGAUUGAAUGCAGGCUUCCUACAAAAGCAAAUUCUUACUUUCGUGCCUAAUUACAAUGGAAAGUGAUCUCAUCUACUUUUGACUGUGGCAAAGGGACCCAGAGGGGGUUGCGGUUGCCAAAGAGGCCAGGCCAAAGAAAAAAUGAAUGCAGAGACUAUUAACUCAGCAGUAUGCUUUAUCCAGCAGAAAGACACAGUGCUGGUCUGUUUAUCAAAUACGAGAGGUAGUGGAUUCUAAUUGUGGACUGCAUUUGAUUGUGCUCAGACAAUUUUUUCACUGCUCUGCUUCUUUCUUUUAUUUUUUCUUUUUUUUUUUGUAAUGUCCAGGAUAAUAAUAUGUAGAUAUACAUUGAGUGUUAAGUGCUGACUCUGGCCAUGUAAUUUUAUUCGUGCUCGAUCAAUACUCUUAUUUGGCAAUGUAUGAAAGUGGUUUAGCAGGAGGAAAGGAACGUCUGGAAUGGAAAUGAACAAGAUGAGCAAUACUCCUUGUGGUGAAUGGAUUAUGAGUGAUUGGUAAGGGCCCUUUAGGGUAAAGCACAUAGUUGGCACAGUUGUCUGUGUGUGUGUGUGUGUGUGUGUGUGUGUGUGUGUGUGUGUGCUUACCCUCAUUGACACACAAUAUGAAAAACUAAUCCAUCGUGACUCAUCAUAGAACUCUGUGCAGGGGUGACUCUCUGUACAAAAUGGGAGAUUUUUUUAGUUAUGCAUUUUUCCAUACUAAAGCUGAAUAUUUGUUUCUGGACCUGUUUUUACUAGGCCGUUCUGCUUGUAUAUGAGACAACAUUGCUUUUCAAUUCAUGCAGCAUGAGGAUUAAGAUUAUUGGAUUUUAUUUGAUUUAUGUGGUAGAGACACGAUGUCAGAUGUUUAGAGCUUUACUAAGCAAGGUUCAUUUCUCUCUGCAAAUUACAGCUGCACAAUACAGAACGCUCUUCACAACUAAUUGUGUAUAAUUUAUUUUGUCAUUCACACACAAAUUGGGGGAAAUAUGUUAACAAUUAUGACAUUUCAGCUAAAGCUGAAUGAGGUACACAAAUUUGUGCGUCAGUCAAGAAAGAGCCAUUAAAUUUACUGUAGAAACAUAAUCUAAUUAGCCGUCAUCUUCACUCUUUAUUCAAACCGUUUUCAUUCAUUUCUCAUUUUACUCAUUAUGUUUUCAGCAUUUGCAGUUUGUUUGGAGGGCAAAAGAAUAUUUAUUAUUAAAAUGGCCAUACUGGAUAGAAUGAGACUCUGUGAGGCUGAACAUCCCAGGAGUUAGUGUACUAAUAUUUGUUUUUAGUGCUCAUGCACAUAAUUUUCCCAUUUGUGAAUGCUGACUGCUCUUUCAAGGUUCUGAGUAAUCUUAUCUAAUUGUGUAAUCGUACUCCUUAUACACAGUCUUUUCCUUUGUAUUUGGGUGCAUUAUGUCACAGCAGCUUUGUUCAUACAAUGUAAAUGUGCACAAAAAUAACUAAAGAGGGCUACAGUUUGGUUUAAAAAUGGCAGCAUAAAUGUGUCAUGACAAUGGAGACACCUAGACAUGUGCAUGAUCAAUAAUGAUGCACAAUGAGACUAAUUUUAUACUUUGGCUUAAAAAAAAAAAAAAAAUCAAAUCCUUUGCUUGCUCCUUCUGUUCCCCCCCCUACAAAUGUCUGAAUAGAUUUGUAGUAGGAUUGCGUUUAUUUAUUUCAGUUAGUCAGUUAUGUAUGAACAAUGAACGUUUCAGUAAGAUAUAUUAGUCUUUGAUGAACAGAGUUUUUGUGUCAAGGCGCUGAUAUAAAGGGCAUUGGGUACAAUAGCUGUACUUUAACACUUUAUUUUUAUCUUUAGUAAUUUCAAAGAAUAUGAAUUUAUUAUAUUUGCAAUUUUUUUUCAUGUCAGAUGUGCUUUAACAUGGUUUAAAUGUGCUGUAUUUGUGUCACACAGAUGCGGUUGUAGUGUCAGGUCGGCCCUUUGCACUUGUUACUGAGCGUACAGUGCUUGACUAGUUGCCGGAUUACUGUUCAGUCAGGAUUUGAUCUUUCUGAGGGUGCUGUGCGACUUAACACUGAUGCAUUAGGUUUGUAUUAAUUCCACCGGAGAGCUUCUUUGUCCAGCCCUGUGGGGUUCAGAGAAAGUCAUGCUUUUUAAUGACCACUGGACAGAGACUCAGCAACAUCACAGAGUUUGUCAAUUAUCUACAACAGGUAGGUGUGUUGUAUCGUACAGGGUGACAUCAUCAUCAUCGUCAUCAUCAUUGUCAUAAAUGUAUUUAAUCUGUCUGUAUGUAAGACUUGUAUAAUGAAUUAGUAUGUAUUUAUGUGUAUGUGCUAUUGCUGCAGUGGAUUUAACCGGGCUUCAUUUAGUCUUUAAUCCCUCAUAGCACUCAGACCGAGUAAAAUGUCUCGGAGUAGAAGCAGAUCAGCUCUCCUGGAUUAACAAAAGCCCCUGCCUACUAUGCACCACCCCUCCUUUGGUAAAGAAAAAAUCUCAUCACUGUAUUCUCAUCAGUUCAUGGUUGUUGUUUUGCAUUUUCACAAUGGAGUAGCAAGGUUGCCUUCGCCUACAGCCGGUGUGUGUGAGAGAGCAUUUGGUAUCUUCUUUCCCUUUUGUAUUGCCAACAGCAGUACGAACUGGAUUAAUUAUUCAGCUGUCACCUACCAAGAGGAGCUAUCUAAAAGCAAAACUCUAAAAGAGAGGAAAGACAGAAAUUACAGCUGGAACUCGUAUGAAAAAGGAUAUUCCUGCAGCAUCUUUUUUUUUUCUUUUUUAAAUCCUCCACUCUUUAAAUUACAUAACAGAAAAACUGAAGCGAGCACAAGAGAACAUCCUCUCUGCACAUUUUUUCCUUCGAGGGGACUGUCUAGGUGCUAAUGUUGGUCUCUAGCAAGCAGUUGCCGAUUGGCCGUUCCCAAAGCUGGGACGUGCUGGGUGGGAAUGGAAGUACUUGGGAAUGCAGUGAGAAUAUGUAUGAGCAGCAGACAAGGACAACUGAGCAACGGAACUCCUUUGGAGGGGAUACGGGGGGUUGGAAUGAACCCCUCACUGGUGUGCGUCCAUCUGACAUGGAUAUAAAACGGGAGCCCUACCAUUACCAGGUAUCACUUUAUAAUCAAAAUUAUGAUCGACCUGAUUGCCGCAGCAUGAGGAAGAGUUCUGUUCCAGAGCUGAACAGUCAUUAUGACCGUUCACCCAUGGUCCAUCGUGGUUCUCUAACUCCACUGGAUCCUUGCCAGCAAAAUCCUGUAAUGUUUUCCAGGCAACCUGAUGACUUCUAUCGUGGAGAACAAAUGCUCCAUAACCGGUCAGCUUCUCAUUAUGUUAUGAUGGGAGGGACUCAACCACUUUGGAACCAGAACCAGUCUGGGAGGUCUAGUGCGCCUACCCCCAAUCCAGCACCACCUCCUCCACCCCAUACCGCUCACGAAAUGACCCGUAUUUACCGGGAGCCAUGCCUUCCUAGCCCUCUACCUGCCACACCUGUAGCCAAAAUUAUCUCAGGAGGCCAGCACAUACCAAGCCGUGCACCAUCUCCUGCUUGCUAUGCCACUGAGGCAACUACUCCUUGCUAUGGGGCUGAGGCACCCUCCUCUCUUCCUGGAUGCUCAUUGUAUAGUGAUCUUAAUGGGAGACCAGUGGAUCCAAGUCAGCCUGCAGCCACCUGCCUGGUUAUCGAUCCAUCUUCUCAAGGUAUGGUUAUGCGGCAGAAAAGCCCUUCACCAUAUGUUAUACGACAGCAGCAACAGGCCCAACAGCAAAAACAGGAUCCAGGUCAGCAGCAAAUUCAACAAGUUCAGUCAUUUCACCAGUCACAGCAGGUUCAGCCAGUACUGCAAGGGCAGCCAGUUCAACAACCACAGCAAAUGCAACCAAUCCAGCAAGUGCAGCAAAUGCCACUUGUGCAACAAACCCAGCCUGCACAAUCUGUUCAGCAGGGACAACCUGUGGCACCACCAAAUCCUGUGUAUGACCCUAACCAUCCCUUGCCAGUUCCUGCCCCAGAGACUACUUCAGUCACUGCUGCUAUCUCUGCUCAGGGUCCUCCUCAGCUCCCUACUCUACCUGUUCCUCCUCCUACAACACCUCAAAAUUCACUGGCUCCUGUGGACCCCAAGAAGGUUGCUGACCCAGAAUUUCUGGCAUUUUUGCGCAACGAAGGUUUGUCUGAGAGCACUAUAACCUCUCUGCUACAGCAGGGCUUUGAUUCCACUGCAAUGUUAGCUGUUAUGGAACAGAAUGAUGUUCACUCUGUUGCACCCAACUUAGGGCAGGCACGUGUUCUCUCUCGUGUGGCAGUCAGUUGCAGACGUCCUAUGGACAUGCCUCAGCACCAGACUGCUCCAGUCCGAGGACGAUCCAACAGUUUCAGCCAUUGCAGUGACAUAUACAUACACCAGCAACCAAAAACGACUCCAAGCAUGGACUCUCAGUAUAUGCAGCCACCACUGACCCAAGUCCAGACCAUCUUCCCCAGGAUGGCUGAAGUCAUGGGCCGCAGACCUAGUAGUGCUCCCUCCCAGCAGCUUCUAGAGGCUAGUGGAUACCCUGUAAUAAGAACACCAGGGUCUUUCAGUAGUGCAGUGCUGCCUGUUCAACCUCGUUCACUUUCUGCUUACACAUCACACAUACCAGGAGCGCAACCACAAAUCCUUGGUUUGCAACAGCAAAUGCCAACUCAUAUCCAUGGCAUGCCACAGCAAACACCACAGUCAACAACCAUGACCAGUCUGCCACCACAGCACGCCCCCAAAGCAUAUUCCACCAGCUACACUGUGCCCAUGGAACUGAUGAAAAGGGAUAGAAGCCUGGCCACAAUGUCUACCCUGUCUAAUCCACAACCAAGCCCCCAUAUAAUGCGAAAGACUGGGGCAACACCUCAUGAGAGUGCCCUGGUGCCUGUAGGUGCUGCUAUACAGACUCCUUGGCUUGCCAAUCAGAAGCUCUCACGACGCACUGGACCCCCGGUUAUUGUAUCCACCAUGGCAUCGCCUGACACAAGUAUAAGGCCGCAAAUCAUGAAUGGACCGAUGCAUCCUCGGCCGCUGGUCGCUCUGCUGGAUGGACGGGAUUGUACAGUGGAGAUGCCCAUCCUCAAAGAUCUGGCAACCGUGGCCUUCUGUGAUGCCCAGUCCACACAGGAGAUCCAUGAGAAGGUACUAAAUGAGGCAGUGGGAGCAAUGAUGUACCACACCAUCACACUCACCAGAGAGGACCUGGAGAAGUUUAAAGCCUUACGCAUCAUCAUCCGCGUUGGCAGCGGCUAUGAUAACGUUGACAUAAAAGCUGCUGGAGAAAUGGGCAUUGCAGUGUGUAAUAUCCCAUCUGCAGCUGUAGAGGAGACCGCAGACUCUACCCUCUGUCACAUCCUGAACCUGUACCGGAGGAACACCUGGCUGUACCAGGCUCUCCGGGAGGGCUCGCGCUUCCAAAGCAUAGAGCAGAUCAGGGAGCUGGCGUCAGGAGCAGCUCGCAUACGGGGAGAGACCCUCGGACUCAUAGGUUUUGGCCGAACAGGUCAGGCGGUAGCAGUUCGGGCAAAAGCAUUUGGCUUCAACGUGAUAUUUUACGACCCGUAUCUGCAGGACGGUUUAGAACGCUCAUUGGGUGUUCAGAGAGUGUACACCCUUCAGGACCUGCUGUACCAAAGUGACUGUGUCUCUCUGCAUUGCAAUCUGAAUGAACAUAACCACCACUUGAUCAAUGACUUUACCAUCAAACAGAUGCGUCAGGGUGCAUUCCUGGUGAACUGUGCUCGUGGGGGUCUGGUGGAUGAGAAAGCUCUGGCUCAGGCCCUGAAGGAAGGAAGAAUCAGGGGAGCUGCUCUGGAUGUGCAUGAGUCUGAACCAUUCAGUUUUACCCAAGGUCCACUGAAAGAUGCUCCCAAUCUGAUCUGCACACCUCACACAGCCUGGUACAGUGAGCAGGCCUCGCUGGAGAUGCGAGAAGCAGCUGCCACUGAGAUAAGAAGAGCUAUCACAGGUCGUAUUCCAGACAGCCUUAGAAACUGUGUCAACAAAGAGUACUUUAUUGCCACUGCGCCAUGGGGAGCAGUGGAGCAGCAGGUGCAUCCAGAGCUCAACGGUGGUGCAUAUAGCAGAGUGGCCCAACCAUUACCAGCCAUAUCUCCUGGUGGCCUGCAAGACAAAAUGUAUACCUAAACGCAAACAGACAUGCCCAGGGUCCAGUGGGGAUGACUUGUGGAGAACCAGAGGAGGGCACAAAGCCAGGUGGGGGUUCCAGUGCCCAUGCCCUCUCCCUGCCACCAGGCCCCCAGCCCAACUGUACCCCCUGCCUGAACCAAUCCCACACACAUGAGCACAGAGAACACACAUCUGAGGUGUAACCAAACGCAGGGAGGCGUGCUACUGAACAACUCACAGCACAGUUCAUAUAGCGAGUUAACUUCAAACCAGGGACAAGAAGAAGGAAAUUAACUAGGAGCUACAGCGAACUGCAGUGGGAACAGCUCAAAUAUGCAGUGUGGAGGUGUCCUUUUGCUCUUGUCUUGUCAUGGGAUUUUAGUUUUUCUUGGAUUUAGUUAUUUUUGUUCCAGAUGUUUUCCCUCCACAUGUAUGCUUUAACUUACUUGUCUUCUUGGGACCAUGUGUAUGGCCAGGUGGGCAGGAUUUCUAGUCCACUCACUGAGUUCUCAAAGGAAGUUCGGCAUCACUCACCCCUUCUGCAAAACACGUAGAUGCAUUUAGUCUGUUAACCUGUGUUUCUUUCUAUUUCCUUAUAAGUGAUUAAUUAUAUUGGUAGAUAGUGUAUUUGUCAAAAGGUGAAGACAAAAGGUUUAACUAUUCAUAACCUCAGUGUGACCCUUUUUCUUAACUUGGCCUUGUAACCUUAUUAAAUAGACACAACACAUGAGUCUAACAACCACCAGCCCUAAUGUUCAGGCAUUUUUGUAUUCAUUUACCCAGAAGUGUUUAAGCAACUUGGGCAUGUCAGAUUUAUUGGGUUCAGUGAGAGAAUUAAAAAUUUUUGUCUGAUACUAAGACUAUGAAUGGCAGCUCACAGUGAAACGGUCAGGAGCCGUGUGCCAACCUGCUCAGGAAACACUUUUCUUUUUUCAUGUCUGAGUUCCAUAAAACAAGAUCACAUGUCUGGUUAUUCUACCAUCUACUUUUCCUCACACUGCUCUCUUGCUGAUAUUUUUAUAGAUGUAAAAUAGAAAAUAUUUUGAUGUUGCUGUUAGAUUUGUAUUGCCAUAGUAUGCAAAAUGUUUUUUGUUUUUGUUUGCCUUGUGAAUGUUAUGAUACCACCUGUAGUCCAUUUUGUUGUUACUGAAAUGUGUGUUCUUCAGCCCACUUUGCCAGUAUAUGUAUAUUAGGACAGUGGGCUAUGUUUUUAUUGUGUUUGUUUCUUGUACCAAGCAUCAAUGACAGUACAAAUUUAAAAAAAAAAAUUAAAAAAUAAUAAAAAUCAUCAAAAUACCA